AUGCCUGAUGAGGACCUUCCUCCACCAGUGCCAAGUAUAAAAAAAGAGACCCGCCGGAAACGAAGACGGAAUCGGAAAAAGAACCCCACAAAUCAAACCACACUAGACAAACCAACUAUGGUGACAAUGCCGCACGAACCGCCUCCAAUCUUGAGCCAGACUCAGAGUCUUCACGGCAACAUGAGUCCGCGUAAACAGGCGUUGAAGCGUCACGAAGAUAUCAUCAAACAGGAAGCCCAAUCGAUAUUCAAUGAGGCUAAACGUAACAUGAAACCCACCAGCUGUUCUUCUGCAGGUACGGACGUCAGCUUGGGCAAUGGCACUCUGCUAUCGAGUCUGAAAUUCGAGGAGAAAACCAUGUUGACCGAGAUUGCACACUCACAUAUCUUGGUGUAUCACGAUCUGCACCAGAAAUCCCUGGAAAAGACCAUAUCGGGUAAUCUUUUGGCAAGAGGCGCUUUAAAAAUAUUCCAGCUCCAUAACGGCGACGUAACUUACAUGUCGUGUGGUGAGUCUUUCGUUUAUCCACUCAUGCCGAAACUAAACCUUUUGCGCACAGACAAAAAUACAUUCAUUUUGCCGCUUGCAAAUCCGCGCCGGUACUGGAAAAUUGUCUUGGAGAAUACAGACCAUUCUCAUCUUUUGGAGCUUGAGGCGGUCCUCCAGAACGUAGUGAAGUACACCAACUUAUGGUCAGACAACCUAUCUUUGCAGCUGCUGCGGCAUGACGAACAUCCGAGUACUCCUGAUUCUAGAACCGCGGCAGAUAAGCUCUUGUCUCUGAUCUUUAACGAGCUACCGCCUUCGCCUCCUUCUGUUUCUGCCUCUCCACCUUGUAGUCCAAAGAACAUGCACCCAAUUGCGCUUGAUAGCAAAAUGAUGAUCCCUCCGCCCGAGUUCCUUUCGAAUGUUUUUGGAUCUCCGCAUCACGAAAACUUUUAUCCUCCAAAUCUCAAUACUUACGAGUCUCAUUUGUCGAAUCAAAAGGUUGUCAACGAUGCCGGUGACGAUUCUUCUAUGGAUUCUCUCUUGGAUGAAUAUGAAGAAACACUCUCUGUGACAAAGACCAUGAGCCGGCAAAAUUCAAUUUCCCAUUUUCCGUCACUGGUACAUGGGAACGACCAAUUCGAAUCGCUCAACUACAGAACUAUUCACCCCAUUCCAUCACACAAAUUCAGAAGCGAUGCUCAAUCAGUUGACCACGGCUGGUCAAACUCUCAGAGACUCAAUGAAAAUCUCUUGGCGCGCAGAAUGAAUAUGAGCCAGGGUGCAAGGUCCCGGAAAUCUUCCACCAGUGACCUAUACACUUCAGUUUCGAAUUGGAUGGAACCUGGGCGACAACCCAACAACAACAAAGUUCCCCAUUCCAAGUCCAUGCGCUCAAUGGCCAGUAGGCAAAGUUUAGCAGUGUCGAAUACGUUACUCGACGCAUACCGCGAAAUUCCAGCAGCUGAAAAGCACUCUUCCGUGCCAUCCACUCAUUUGCAUGGCACAAAACAUAAGAACUACCAUGUUCAAACCUCAAAAGCGCUGGCCGCAAUGACCCCCAAGGUUGAGACAGUAUCUCAUCCGCACAAAAAUGAUGGACUUACCCCCUCAGAGGUUUAUGACCUUAUUAGAAAUCGAGACAACACGACGCGGCCCAAAACGUCAGGCAUCCGGAGUUUUUUCGGGUGGUGA
Australozyma saopauloensis is the source of this 1680-nucleotide messenger RNA. RefSeq lists its product as uncharacterized. The record is from RefSeq and is a predicted model, not a curated record. Lineage: Eukaryota; Fungi; Ascomycota; Pichiomycetes; Serinales; Metschnikowiaceae. Bases 1 to 1680 code for a protein of 559 amino acids. Gene Ontology annotation, cellular component: extrinsic component of intraperoxisomal membrane. The transcript has a single exon. Gene Ontology annotation, biological process: peroxisome inheritance.